CCUCUUUCAGACAUUGACGGCAGGAAGACUGACGGCAACACAGGUGGAGAAGAUCUGAAACAAGUCCUGGAGGACUUAACGAGCAGAGCAAUGGGCACUCACUUUCUCCUCCGUGCAUCCGUCUUUCUAGUGGCGGUGACAUUCUUCAUGAAAGAUGCUCUGGCACUGGAGUGCAACAGCUGCGUCGACUUGGGCGAUGGUGGGUGCAAUGUAGAGAAUAUGAAGAAAGUGGAGUGCCCGGCAUCUACCCAUGUCUGUGUGGAAACAGUGGCAGCUGUGGAAUGGAGUCAUGGGAAGUUCUCGGUUGGCGAAAAAGGCUGCGGAUUGGGCAUGCCAGGUACCAACGACAAAGCGGUAGAUGUGCAUGGCAUCCUGGCCUUCUCUCAGCUGCACCAGUGCAACAGCAGCCACUGCAACACCAAACUGGACAUCAAAAACCUGGAGCUGGAACCCAUCGGUAACGAGAGUGCCAGGGUUGCGAAUGGCGUAGAAUGUUACAGCUGUUACGGCAAUGAGUGUUCACUGGACAACUCUACCACAGUCAAAUGCUAUGACUCUUUCCGAGGCUGUUUCCAUGGGAAUGUCACAAUGAAAGCAGGCAACUUCUCCCUGACCAGGCCCCUCAAGGGCUGUGUCCAAGAUGAGGACUGCACCAAGGUCAUGAAAGGUAGCCCAGCUAUCACCGUCAUGGGUUCCUGUUGCUCUGGAAGCCUCUGCAAUGUCGACCUCUCCAACAAAACUUACUUCGCUCCCAAGAUCCCACGACUUGCAGUCCUGCCCGGGCAAGGCACCAACGCCACUGUGGCUGCCACCACUGCCACUGCCGCCACCACCACCACUUCCGCACGCACUCGCAACAGUGCGCCAGCCCCUUCCACGGUUGGCAAGCCAAUCCGUUCCGUUGCUGUGAGCCCGCCUCCAAGUAGUCGUGACGACCAUGACCAUGACCACGACCACGACCACGACCACGACCACGACCAUGACCAUGACCACGACCACAGUGAGAGCCCAGUGAGAGAUGGGAACAGAGACACUGCUGUGAAAGUUGAAGGGCGUCAGAGCCAACAUCCUACAAAGGGGGGUUCUGCCAGCUUGGGGGGGUCAGUAUUGCUGUCCUUGUUGCUGGCUGGGUUGCUCCUUUGAAUGAAAGGAGAAGAGAUGGUGUUCAACCUCCUUCCUUUCCCCCUUGCUGUUUCAGUCCUGCCCAAACACAUUUGGCCCUUGUCUUUUCAUAUAACUUCCCACACUCGAAUUAGGCUUCUGCCUACACAUGCUUUGAAACCACCAGUUUUGCAGUUCACAUGGUAAAUGCUCUUGCAUAACACACUUUGCUCAUUGGAAACAUGCCCUUAUUUGCACACUUCAUUUUUUUUAACCUUGCUUUCAUGGGAUUUCAUGGCUUGUAGCACCUGACAAGGGGUAGCUGGAACUUUACAAGGCAAAGUUCUUCUGUGUUAUGCAUAACGUCUAUCCAAAGUCAGUUCUGCUCUGAGAAAGCAAAGUCGAGUUCCAUUUGUGUUCGUGCCUUUUCGUGGGCUCAUGACAUUGUGCUUGGUGCCAAUACAAUGGCAGCCAUUUCUCGAUGGUGUUUACCUUGAGUCAUUCUUUAGCUCACCAAAUAAGUUUUCUCUCAUGGUCGAGGGGCACUGCUCUCUCCUAUGUAUCAGUCUACAGUAUCAGAUUGUUUUCAGAGGGCUGUAUUAUCUCAUGUGGGCUUUGGGGGCUUUGGGGACUGACAGAGGGCUGCUAAGCUGGCCUCCAGUGGCCAGACAAAUGCAAGUCUUAAGGCAAGAUAGUCUGAUGGACUGCCAAAUUUCCUUGGAAUCAAUGAAGAUAAUUUGCCUUUUCCAGAGUGUAAUAUGAAUAGUUCCUGGAGAUCUAUAUAUAACCAUUCUAGAGCUGGGCGAUAUAUCAAUAUAUCAUCCCAAACCAGCUUGAAGUCCAUAUCAUGUUAUCGGCUUCAUAGUUUUUGAUCUGGCAAUAUAUCGCAAAUCAUGGUGGGUGGGUGGGUGUGCUGUGCAAAAAAUCACAAUGGGGGAAAAACCAUGAAGCCAGCCAGUGCCUCUACAUAACUCCAUCCUUAUUUCAGACAUUGGGAUAUAUCCGUAUAUUGCAAUGUCUACCUGGUGAUAUAUUGAGAUGUUGAAAACCAGAUAUCGCCCAGCCCUAAACCAUUCUGAAUUCUUCCAACUUUUAGCGUUUCAGCACCAGUUGGGCUAGGAACCAGCCAGAGUGACUGCUUCCUUCCUCUCCCAGUUCUGUGCAUUGCUGAGUAACAGAGCAUCCCCAUUCGCUCUCAUGCAUAUGUUCUCCCUGUCUCUAGUGAAGGCCACCAACUUGAAUGGCUUCAAAAGAGAAUUGGAGAACUUCAUGGAGGGUAAGGUAAUGGUCUACCUCCAGUGUUGGCCACUGUGAGAAUAGGGUGCUGGAGCAGAUGGACCUUUAGCCUGAUCCUGCAGAGCUCUUCUUAUGUUCAGCUAGAUGCUAUGGAAAUAUUUCAUAGUAGCAGUAAUAAUUUAGAUCAAAGAGCCACUGUUGCCAUUUCCUUUCCCUCCCGGUAUUUUAUCUUUUUAGCAUUUGACAGAGGUCAGAAAAAAUAUGUUUUGGGUUAACCACAACACAAAGCUAUGAAAAAGAAUGAGCUGUUGAUAUGGGACCCAGCAAUUUAGCCAUUGUUAUUAUUAGUAUUAGUAUUAGUAUUAUUAGAUUUCAAAAUACAUCUGCAAUCCCAGAUGCAGAGAGGAUUGGGUCCAGUUUAGGGCUGAAACAAUAAAGCUGCCCUCGCCAACCUGGUGCCCUCCAGAUGUUUGUGGUAGAAAUUCCCGUGAGCCUCAGCCAGCACAUGUAAUCCAAACUGGAGGGCAACAGGUUGGCAAAGGUUGAGAUAAAUAAAUAGCAAGAUUUCAAAAUUAGGAGCACUUUCCCUUGGGGGUUUGAUCCUGAAAUUUGACAAGUUCACAAAUCAUGAUCUGAAAUAUAUUGAGUUCAGCUUUUCACCUGUUUAAAGGAAACUUUCUUGACUGGUUCAAUUAAUGACACAAAAUCUAAAUUUUGCUAAAGUGAAGUCAGGUGCUGUCAAAUACUAACAGCCACUGAAUUGAGUGCUGCUGCUGCUGUUGUGGAUAUAAAUUGAAAUGAUAUGAUAACAAUGCAGAAUUUUCAGAAACUCAUACUGACUAUUAAAUAUUUUUCACAUCCAGAGAA
Zootoca vivipara (common lizard) is the source of this 3204-nucleotide messenger RNA. It is a transcript of the gene LYPD3, whose product is annotated as LY6/PLAUR domain containing 3. The record is from RefSeq and is a predicted model, not a curated record. Gene Ontology annotation, cellular component: plasma membrane. Lineage: Eukaryota; Metazoa; Chordata; Lepidosauria; Squamata; Lacertidae.